Dendrobium catenatum is the source of this 2349-nucleotide messenger RNA. Its product is annotated as ruBisCO large subunit-binding protein subunit beta, chloroplastic. Bases 154 to 1989 code for a protein of 611 amino acids. Lineage: Eukaryota; Viridiplantae; Streptophyta; Magnoliopsida; Asparagales; Orchidaceae. Gene Ontology annotation, biological process: protein refolding. The transcript is spliced from 15 exons. Gene Ontology annotation, molecular function: ATP-dependent protein folding chaperone; ATP binding. The record is from RefSeq and is a predicted model, not a curated record.
AUCACCCGGAGCCGUUCUCACUCUUAAAACCCUCUUUUCCUCUUACAAUAAAACCUCAUCCAUCUCCUUCCAUUUCCAAUUCACCGGCGAGCUGCACCGACCUGUUCUACCAAUCUUAUCCUUUCCGAAUCUCUCUUCUUUGCAUUUUAGGCGAUGGCAGCCACUUUCAAUACAGUGUCGACAUUUGGCUCUUUGGCUGCCAGUGGCCUUGCGGCAGACAAUAAAUUCGUAUCCUCUUCUGGGAAGUUAUCCCAAUUCUCUUCUUUAGCUUCUAUUUCUUCCCAUCCUCUCAGUGGCAGAAGGAAGAAGCUGAAUUUGCAGAAGAGAUGUAACACUGACAUCAGUGCUAUGGCUAAGGAGUUAUAUUUCAACAAGGAUGGGUCAGCUAUUAAGAAGUUACAAACUGGUGUCAACAAGCUUGCGGAUCUUGUUGGAGUUACUCUUGGCCCAAAGGGUAGGAAUGUUGUUCUGGAGAGCAAGUAUGGAUCGCCUAAGAUUGUAAAUGAUGGUGUUACAGUGGCAAAGGAGGUUGAGUUGGAAGACCCGGUUGAAAACAUUGGUGCUAAGCUGGUCAGGCAAGCUGCUUCUAAAACUAAUGACCUUGCUGGUGAUGGUACCACAACUUCUGUAGUCCUGGCUCAAGGUUUAAUUGCUGAAGGCGUUAAGGUGGUUGCAGCAGGUGCCAAUCCUGUUCAAAUCACUAGAGGAAUAGAAAAAACUUCAAAAGCUCUAGUAUCUGAACUCAAACUAAUCUCCAAAGAGGUUGAAGACAGUGAACUUGCUGAUGUUGCUGCAGUGAGUGCUGGAAACAACUAUGAAAUUGGAAACAUGAUAGCUGAGGCUAUGAGCAAAGUGGGAAGGAAGGGUGUGGUGACACUUGAAGAGGGCAAAAGUGCAGAGAAUAGCCUCUAUGUUGUGGAAGGAAUGCAAUUUGAUCGUGGCUAUAUCUCUCCUUAUUUUGUAACGGACAGUGAGAAGAUGUCUGUUGAAUAUGAGAAUUGCAAGCUGCUUCUUGUUGACAAGAAAGUUACAAAUGCAAGAGAUUUGAUCAAUGUCCUCGAGGAUGCAAUUAGAGGGGGAUAUCCUAUCGUUAUAAUUGCAGAAGAUAUUGAACAGGAAGCUCUGGCAACUCUCGUUGUAAACAAGCUAAGAGGUGCUUUGAAGAUUGCUGCUCUAAAAGCUCCUGGAUUUGGAGAGCGCAAAAGUCAAUACCUUGAUGACAUUGCAAUCCUUACUGGAGCAACUGUCAUAAGAGAUGAGGUUGGCCUUACACUGGAUAAAGCUGAAAAAGAGGUGUUGGGUACUGCUGCAAAGGUUGUGCUAACCAAAGAUUCAACGACCAUAGUAGGUGAUGGGAGCACACAGGAAGCAGUAAAUAAGCGAGUUUCACAAAUUAGAAACUUGAUUGAGGUAGCUGAACAGGAUUAUGAGAAAGAGAAACUGAACGAGAGGAUUGCCAAACUUUCUGGUGGUGUUGCGGUCAUUCAGGUUGGAGCACAAACAGAGACGGAGCUCAAAGAGAAGAAGUUGAGAGUUGAAGAUGCCCUGAAUGCGACUAAGGCUGCAGUUGAGGAAGGUAUUGUUGUUGGUGGUGGCUGUACCCUCCUGAGGCUAGCUUCAAAGGUUGACGCAAUUAAGGAAACUCUUGAAAAUGAAGAGCAGAAGGUUGGAGCAGAUAUUGUUAAGAGAGCCCUGAGCUAUCCUAUUAAAUUGAUUGCAAAAAAUGCUGGUGUGAAUGGAAGUGUUGUGGUUGAGAAAGUGCUUUCUAACGACAAUCCCAAGUAUGGCUACAAUGCUGCUACCGGAAAGUAUGAGGAUUUGAUGGCUGCAGGAAUUAUUGAUCCCACUAAGGUUGUGAGGUGCUGCUUGGAACAUGCAUCAUCCGUCGCAAAGACAUUCCUGACCUCCGACGUGGUGGUGGUCGACAUCAAGGAGCCCGAGCCAGCUCCGGCCGGCAACCCAAUGGACAAUUCAGGUUAUGGCUACUAAAUGAGAUAAGAAAUGGAGAUUUCAGAGUUGGAAUGAUGAUCUGAAUCUCAUUUCAUUCGGCGUCAUGGUAUUAUUAUUCUUCUUAGUUUUUGUUAGUUUAGAUUAAGUCUUAUUAGUUGAAAAAAUAUAUGAAGAGAUCGAGUCUGGUUGAAAUAGCUCUUGAAAAAGUUCACCGCAGCUGCAACAUGUUCUUGGCUUCUACAGCUAUUGGUAUCAUAUUUUAGCUAGCCCUGUAAUUCUAUAUGGAUUAUAAGAUUAUUGAUGUUGAAAUGAGUAGUGGAGGUGUUGUGAACAUAUAAUUUGUAUUUUGAUGAAUUUUUAUUUUAUUGGAUGUAAACUUUGGCUUCAUAUUUGGAACAA